CGAGGAACAUGCAACAGACAAGCAAGCAAAUUCCACCUAAUCUAGUCUUCUUCUCACAGGAUUAGUUAAGGUAGUUGAGCUCCAAAACCACUCAAAACCCACUUUUUUUUUUUAUUCAAAACAUUCAUCCUCACCUAUAAAUUCCCCUCUUUGAUGGAUCUCUUUCUCAAGUUUUAACAGCAAGUUUCUCAGCCAAAAUCAGCAAUUCUAAUCAUUCUUCCAACAGUGCAAUUAAUAGGACACAAUAAGAUACUAGUGCAACUAAUCAUGGCUCUCCAGCAGUUAUUUCCAGCUUUAUCCAUUGCCUUGGUGCUUCUAUCUUUGCCUGUUUAUGGCCAGAUCAAUUCACCUUGUACAACUUCGAUGCUCACCAGCUUCACUCCUUGCCUGAAUUUCAUUACCAAUAGCAGCACCAAUGGGAAUUCGCCUACUGCAGAUUGCUGCAAUGUAAUUAAGGCAUUCAUGGCCAACAGCACAGGCUGUCUCUGCCUUGUUGCAACUGGAGGCGUUCCCUUCAACCUUCCCAUCAAUCGAACUCUCGUCCUCUCCCUCCCCCGCACCUGUAACCAGCCUGGUGUACCCCUUCAGUGCAAAGCCUCUGUAGCACCUAUUCCUGCUCCAGGACCUCUAGCUGGUGGACCUGCAGUGUCACCUGCAGCUAAUCCUCCUACAGGUACCAUGUCACCUGCAGCUGCUCCUCCUACAGGCUCUGUGGUUCCCCAGGCUGGCUCUCCAACAUUGGCACCAGAGGCUGAAACAAAUCCGGCUUUGACUCCACCAUCUUCAACUACAAAUUCAGGAUCUCCAGCAGGGAAUUCAGGCAACCGACAGUCUGUGACCCCAUCAGCUGCCUCAACACUGAGUUUUUCACCAUUGCUUCUGCUAGCUGUGAUCGGAGCAAUUGCCCUGAGGAAUUAUUGAUCUGAUGCUAGCACAUUUUAUCUCAGCCACGUUAUGUAUCAGUUUUUUUAUCUAGAGGAUUGUUUGAUACCUAGUAUUUUGAUUUGUCAAGUCGAUUGAGCACUUGUUAUUCUUUGUAUUAUAGAUUAUUGCCUUAGAUUUGUAUAAUUAUUAUAGUUGUGGAGUUGAAGGUUCGCUAUUCAUUGUGAGAAAAUAUCAGAUCCUUCUGUC
Messenger RNA from Coffea arabica (coffee), 1131 nucleotides. RefSeq lists its product as uncharacterized. The record is from RefSeq and is a predicted model, not a curated record. Lineage: Eukaryota; Viridiplantae; Streptophyta; Magnoliopsida; Gentianales; Rubiaceae.